CUAGAACUAUUGCUCCAAAUGGUCAUUUAUAUACGUUUGAAUAUCAUGAAGAACGUGCAAAAGCAGCAAAACAAGACUUUGAAAAACAUGGUCUCUCCGAUCUUAUUACUACUGAAUGCAGAGAUGUUUAUAAGGAUGGAUUUGGAAUAACCGAUUUAGUACAUGCUGCUGCUUUUAAGCAAAAACGAAUAGGUAAAAUUUGUUGCUUUAGCCCAUGUAUUGAACAAGUACAACGGGCAUGUGCUUCAUUGAAUGAACAUGGGUUUGUCGAAAUUAAAAUGUUUGAAUGCCUUAUUCGAAAUCAAGAAGUACAUACCAUCCCAAUAUAUACCGUGAAAGAUGCUGUAUCCAAAAUCAAAGUUCAACAAGACAAAAAACGUAAGCGUAACGAAGAAGAAGCAUCUAAUUCGAAAGCAGUAAAAUCUCCCAAGAUUAAACAAGAUCCACCAAAUUUAUAUGUGGCCAAAACUCCAACUGAAGCAAAAGGUCAUACUAGUUAUUUGACUUUUGCUACAUUUUUACCAGUUUUAGACGAUGAAAUUGAAAUUAUUGAUAAAGCGAAUGAAUUAAAUUAA
This is a messenger RNA of Dentiscutata erythropus, 575 nucleotides long. NCBI's taxonomy places the organism in Eukaryota, Fungi, Glomeromycota, Glomeromycetes, Diversisporales, Gigasporaceae. The record is from the annotation of a GenBank genome assembly.